Messenger RNA from Xiphophorus hellerii (green swordtail), 2204 nucleotides. RefSeq names its product transcription factor Sox-14. Gene Ontology annotation, biological process: brain development; negative regulation of transcription by RNA polymerase II; positive regulation of transcription by RNA polymerase II. The coding region runs from base 1004 to 1729 and encodes 241 amino acids. NCBI's taxonomy places the organism in Eukaryota, Metazoa, Chordata, Actinopteri, Cyprinodontiformes, Poeciliidae. The transcript has a single exon. Gene Ontology annotation, molecular function: DNA-binding transcription activator activity, RNA polymerase II-specific; RNA polymerase II cis-regulatory region sequence-specific DNA binding. Gene Ontology annotation, cellular component: nucleus. The record is from RefSeq and is a predicted model, not a curated record.
GGUGUUUGCUAAAUACUGCUGGCUAGUCUGAAGGAGCUGAGUGAAGGAGGAGCUGCGUCUCGAAGGCGGCAUUUACAGUGUGGUUGCUUCUCUGAUCGAUGCUUUCAUUGCUUAACAAUUUAUGUGGACACCGAUAUGUUGGCAGUCUAUUUACACUGAAAGAAGAAAACAGGUGAUCUAGCUUUUUUUUAAAAGUUCAUUUGUUACGUUUAUCCAAGUAAAUAUAAGCUUAAGAAGUUGUCACGUCAAACAAAUAAAUUAAGUUUGACAAAUACAGUUGACCGAAGUCCUGUACACCACACCCAGAAAUAAAAACCAAGAAUAAAUUCAAUAACGAUAAGUGUAAAAAUGGAAACUUCAAGUUCAAAGUCAGUGAGAAAAGGUAAACUUUAAGAGAAGACUUUUUUUUAAAAAGCACGAAGAGACUCAGUUUGUCUGAUAUGUAAACCAUUCCACAGUUUUGGGGUAUCAGAGUGAAGGAGGCUGCACAGAAACACAUGUAUUCGGAAACAUUUUUUUAAAAACUGUCUCUCCUGAGAUUUUUUCCCCCUGUUUUGUUUUGGUCAUCACACAAAAUCCCAAUAAAAUCCAGCAAAGUUUCUGAACAAUGUGAGAAAAAGUGAAAAAAAGUUGUAGUUAUACUCCUAUUUUGUCUUAAAGGAUUAUGUGGUCUCUUUAAUCCCCACUGUGCCCCUCAACCCCCCACCUUGUCAGCGCGCGCGUGGUGAUGAGUGGAUGACAUGCUCUGCGUCAUCCACAACAAGCUCCCACUCGGUCCCGCGUGGCCCCCAUUCAUUCACUCAUUCAGGCUUUCGGCUUCGCUGUUCCAAGUUUUUCUCCAGUCAGUUUGGACUUUUUGUUCCCCGAAUCCUCCGAAACUAAACCAGCUUCUGGACUGUUUCUCCCCCACUCAGCAGCUUCUGCUUUUACGCACGAGAGGAGCAUGAGCUGUUCCAAGAGGUGACUUGAUUCCUUUUACAUUUACAACAUCAGCCCGUAAAAAAUGGCAAAACCUUUGGAUCACAUUAAGAGGCCCAUGAACGCCUUCAUGGUUUGGUCCAGAGGGCAGAGGAGGCGGAUGGCCCGGGAGAACCCCAAGAUGCACAACUCUGAAAUCAGCAAGCGGCUGGGCGCGGAGUGGAAGCGGCUCUCUGACCCGGAGAAGCGGCCGUACAUCGACGAGGCGAAGCGGCUGCGGGCUCAGCACAUGAAGGAGCAUCCGGACUACAAGUACCGACCCCGGCGCAAACCCCGGAGCCCCUUGAAGAGGGACCGCUUGGUUUUCCCGCUGCCGUCUCUGCUCGGCGACGCAGCGGAACACCUGAAAGGGGUUAACCUGGACUCUUUGAUCGUUUCCGGGGACAAACCCAGAACUCUGCUCUCUCCCUCCUCCUCCUCCCCCUCUUCGUUCUCGCUCUGUGAGCCUGUCACGCAGUUCAGCACCGGAGCUGUCCAGCGGAUUGCGGAGAUGCCGCACGCUCUGGCCGCAGGCGCGAUGCCCUACGGCGCGCACGCCUUCGGCUACCAGGGCGGAGGGUACGGGGGGCUGGCAAGCCCCGGACAGCACCAGCUUCCGUCCAGCCCAGCCGGGUACGUGGUUCCCUGCAGCUGCAGCGCCUGGUCCGCAGCCUCCCUGCACCCUCAGGUGGCGUACAUCCUGCUCCCAGGAGGGAUGAGCAAGGGUGCCGUGGACUCGUCAUACGCUCCAUCAAACUCCCCCAGCAUGUGACCGACUGGAAAACAAAAAACUACUAUCAAAUAUUCCUCUAAAGGAAGAAUCAACAAAUGUGGCUGGAAAGGCGUACAGAGGAGGAGUAACAUCUUAUAAUAACUCCAAGCUUUUGAAGAAACAAAAUAAAACCAGCUGAAGAAAGUUUUAUGUGCGAACAUAUCUCUUUUAUUAUUACUUGAAAAUGCACUAAGACAAUGUAAUCACUUUCAUAUGUUGCUUUAAAACCAAGAAGGGAAGAAAAAAAAACUGUUCUGAACGAUUUUCGUAAAUCUGACAUUUCUUCCUGUUUCUCACCUGGACGCGAUUCCUAUCAAGGUAUGCUUCUUUGUUUUCAGAACGAAUAAAACAGAUAUUUAGAUGAUAUCUGUGGAGCUGAAAAUCUAUUAAUCUGGUGUCAUUCAAAGAGAGCAGCGUUUAAAAUAAACUUGAGUCUAUUUAGUCUAUAUACUGUAUAUAUAUAUAUAUAUAUAUA